Ceutorhynchus assimilis (cabbage seed weevil) is the source of this 2745-nucleotide messenger RNA. NCBI's taxonomy places the organism in Eukaryota, Metazoa, Arthropoda, Insecta, Coleoptera, Curculionidae. The record is from the annotation of a GenBank genome assembly.
AUGUGGUUAGCUUAUGUACAAGAAACUCCAACCUACAGCUUGACAACAGCAGUUGAAAAUUUGGCACAACUUUUUAGUAAUUUGGAAUUUGACGCGGAGCAUGAAGCUAAUUGUGGAUUUGAAAGGUUCAAAACGAUCGAAGAAUGUAUGGAACUUGCAAGAAAAUAUAGCAAAGCGGAGGAGGCUUGUAAUACCUACUUACAUACUUUGGAUCUGACAACAUUCCUUACUACCAUAAAACACAUGGAUUUUGCUCAUUUUUUAGAUAAAGUGAAAAGAAAAUCAGUGAGAGAAAAAUAUCAUAAUUUGAAACUAGCAAGCACGACAACACAAUCACAAUUGGAACAAACCUAUAAACCAAUAACAGAACCACUAAAACAACUAAUUUCUACUAUAGGUGAACCGAUAGUACUGAAAGAAGAACCCUUUAGUUUAAAAGAAGAAUUUGUAACACCAAAAAAAAAAUACGAAACUUCAACACCAAGCAAACAGAGAAUAGUUCGAAAAACAGGAAAAACUCCCAUUUCACCAUCAGAGACACCAUCAUUUCUUGAUACUAGUGUUGCUUCUGUUAGUCAAUUUCCUUCUAUACAGGAAACAACUGUUUUAGCUGAAACUAGUCCUUUUCCAAAAGGUAGUACUAGUGAAAGUUUAAAUUUGUCCGAUAUAUUGGAACAAACUAAGCAAUCAAUUAAAAAUUAUAUAGACUCCCCAUCUUACCAAGUGUAUUUGUCAGAUUUUCAUAAAUUACCUAGAUCCUAUAUUGAUGGAAGCGUAAGGGAUACAGAACAUAAAUUCGAUCAUAAUUAUGGAGUAGUUCAUGAUAUUGAUGGUGAAAAAUUUUUUCUGGGUCUAACACAAAAACCCGUGAAAAUAGUUGGUAAAAAUAUUGUAGUAGAGGGUAGAACUUAUGAGGGUACUGUGGGUUUAUACGAAUUACUUUUUAAAAAGGAACCUGUUGGCUUCAAACCCAAAGAUUUGGAUAAUUAUAUGGACAUUUUGAAAAUAACAAAUGCAUACCGUAGAAAUAAUGACCCCAAUGAACAAGUUCAAGGAACCGCAUCUACGAAAUAUAUUACAAUUAUAGGUCCAUAUCUUCAAAAGAAAGGAAUUACAAAAUCUAAAACAAUAAAUCCCGUUAGACCAACUACUGCAUUCGAAAAACCUAUUGCCCCAUAUCGAAUAAUUGAUAAAUUCGGUCGUCAUAUUUCGAAACGUAAUUCAAUGAAUAAAACGUCACUAGAAAAUAUCGAUUUUUCUACCGUUGAAAAUACAAUUUUAAACAACUUGAAAAAAGACCUAACUUAUUUUGGAAAAAAAAUAAAUGAAGAUUUUGAGAAUAGAUUAAAACAGGAUGUGAUUAAUGUUAAUAAAAGGUUGAAUGAAAAUGAUGUAAAAAUCGAAAAUACUGCAAAAAAAAUUAAGCUUUUUGAAAAUGAUUUAAAAAAAGACAUUAUUGAUUGUAGUGCAUCAACAAAAAAAAAUUAUGAAAAGCUAACAAAAUUUGAAGGUGAUAUUGAAACAAUAACAAAAUAUCAUAAUGAUGUUAUUGAUUUGAAAAAUUAUUUUGAAACCGAAAUAACAAAAUUAAAAACAUACAUGAAUGAAACAUCAAAAAUCGAUAGUUUUCAAAAAAGCAUAGAAGAUAAUCUCAAAUUAAAAUUUGAAAAUUUUUCAACCAAAGUUUAUGAUAGAGUUACGAAAGAAGUAAAGUACUUCAAAAAUAAUCAUGAUAAUAUUGAUAAAAAUAUAAAGCGCUUGGACAGAACUUCAAAUUUAAAUGCACUACUACGAAAAAAAAAUACUGACGAUAUCGCAUUUAUAAAGGAGCAAUUAAACACAAUUUUGACACAAAUUCCAAAGCUAACAUCGAUACAAAGUUCAAGUGAAGAAGAAGUACGUAAUCUUAAAAUUAAAAUAAAUGACAUUGAAAUGAAUACUAAAGAAAUUACUGACUUCAAAAAUCAAUUAAAUAAUAUUUCAUUGGACAUUUCGAGAUUGUCAUCUCUACAAAAUUCAAAGAUGGAAGAACAACUGAAACUCACAACCCAAAUUACUGAAAUAAAAUCGAUUAUCAAAGUGAUUACCGACCUAGAAAAUCAAUUCAAGAUUAUUUCAAUGAAAGUUUUAGAUUUGGGAAAAAAAAUUGAUGAAAUAAAAAAUCUAAAGGUUGAUGAAGACGUAGAGUUCAAAAUUGAUCAAAAAGUUGAACAAAUUAGAAAAUAUGGAACCAAGGAUAUUCAAUUAUUAAAAGAAAAAUUAAAUACAAUUUUAUCACAAGUUUCAGAAUUGUCUUUUACACAAAUUUCAGGCAAAAAAGAAAAAGAACAGCUUAAAAUUGAAUCAGAAAUUGCACAAGUGAAAGAUAAAAUUGAAAAUAUAAGUACAGCUCAACUAGACAAAGUAAAUAAUCUUCUCAAUGGACAAAACCUGGAGGAAGUAUCGUUGAUAAAAAGACGGUUGAUAUUUUCUAUUCAAUCUACAAUUCCAACUAUAAUUAAGAAAUUAAAUGAAGAAUUGAAGAAAAUAGAAGAAGAAGGAUUAGGUGAUGUCGAGAAUAGAACAAUUAAAUAUCUAAGAAUCCACGUUAAAGAUUGUCUUGAUAAUAUAAAUGGAGAAAUUGACAAAAUAUUUGAAUAUUUAAAGGAAACAGAUGAAAAAAUCAUGAUUAAUAAAUUGGAAAAAUGGGGGGAAUCUUACAAAAGCUAUUAUGAUAACUAUUAUUUAAAAAAAUUUAAUAAAUGA